AUGAACAUUGCGUGUGGCUCUCGUGGACCUAUGAAGGGUGUCUUUUCAAAGAGCCGGUACUUUGGUCAGAGCCAUUGGAUGAAUUGUUGCAUUUCCCCCUCAAUUCAAGUUAUUUUUGAGCUUUGCUAUCAACAAGAUGCUGAUUCAAUCUCGGAGAUCCACCAUCUUCACCAGAAAUGUAAGACCGCCGGCCGGGCGAUCAAGGCAGACGAGAAGAUACUUCCACAAGUUGCUCCUGACCUGAGUGAUUACAUUCCGGGUCGUGAGGUGGCCGACAAACUCGUACAUUCGUACUUGGAGACCUUCGAGUGCAUAUAUCCAGUUCUACACGUCCCCAGCUUUUUAUCAGAAUACGAAGGGUAUUGGCUUGAUCCCAAGAUCGCCAGCAAUACGUUAGUUACAAAGCUGUUGCUUGUCAUGGCUAUUGGCACAAUCUUCCAGCCUCAGGCCGAGGUGGCGACACUCCGGCCAUCUGCUUUACAGUGGAUCUAUGUUGCUCAGACCUGGCUCAGCACUCCCUUUGACAAGCAGUGCCUGACUGUUGAAGGAAUGCAAAUCCAAUGUCUUCUGCUUCUAGCAAGGUUAGCAUAUGAUGUCGAUGGGGAUAUGCUUUGGCUGAGCGCCGGAUAUCUUGUUCGGGCUGCCAUGCAUAUCGGCCUUCACAUCGAUGCAGAGUCAUAUACCUUCCAAAAGCCAUGCCCUCAGGACAUUCAGCACAGAAGGAAGCUCUGGGCCACAGUGCUCGAAAUAGUUGUUCAGACUAGCAUGGACUCUGGCGGCCUCCCAAUGAUCAGUGCCAACGACUAUGAUUGCAAGCCCCCUUUGAACGCUGAUGACAUGGAGCAGAAAGAUCUCGACGGGUUUCUUUCCACCGUGAAACCCCACGAUCAGUUCACACAGUCUUCUUUACAAAUAAUGCUGGUGAGGUCGCUGCCCCUUCGACUGGAAAUCGCAGCUUUCGUCAACAAUUUCCGUCCCGAGUCCGGAACAUACGACAAGGCGAUACAACUCUCUGAGAAGCUCUUGAAAGAAUGCAGCGCCAAUUCUGCCCUUCUUCAGACCUUUAAAAAAUCAUCGUCUGGUCCUACCGACUUCCAGGUGAACUUGGUCGAGCUGAUGACGCAUCAAUUUCUUCUCGCUCUGCAUUGGCCUUACGCGCUCAAGGCCAAAUCAUACCGGACCUUCUAUUACUCUAGGAAAGUCUGCUUAGACUCAGCCUUACUCCUCUCCUCCAACUCUUCGCAAACCCAGGGCGAUGCAUACACCCAUCUUCGAAUCUGGGGGGGAGGUCUCUUCCGAGCGGUCCCUCUAACAACCACUAGCCUCAUUGCGGAGGAGCUGUUUGACCAGAUUGAAACCGACGCCGCAUCCUUCAGUAAAAAUGCGACAUUGCUGGACAGAAGAAAUGGACUCUGCAAAUACAUCCAAGACUAUGUGCAGUUCGCCCUGGUUCGAAUCAGACACGGACAACCCGAUGUCAAAGGCCACAUGGUAUUCUCGGCCGUCCUGGCGAAAGCUGAGGCACUCCUCAGUGGGAACCCCGUCGAAGAAAGCAUCUUGGCGGCUCUCCAGAAGAGCCUCACCAUCUGCUAUGAAGUGCUGCGAGAGCAAAUAGGAGGAUUAUCUCCGCAGCUUCGUCCGCCCAAAUCCGGGACGCAGCUACAGCUCGGGAUAGGUGACACAGUGGAUGCUCCGUUGACUGGCAAUAUAAUGACUUCUGAUGGGUGGCUGGGGCUUGAUGACUUUGAAAACAUGGACUGGUGGCUCCCUUCAUCGAUCAUGGAUCCGAUGGCCGAGAGCCUAUAA
This is a messenger RNA of Capronia epimyces CBS 606.96, 1806 nucleotides long. RefSeq lists its product as uncharacterized. Lineage: Eukaryota; Fungi; Ascomycota; Eurotiomycetes; Chaetothyriales; Herpotrichiellaceae. Gene Ontology annotation, cellular component: nucleus. The transcript is spliced from 2 exons. Bases 1 to 1806 code for a protein of 601 amino acids. The record is from RefSeq and is a predicted model, not a curated record. Gene Ontology annotation, biological process: DNA-templated transcription; regulation of transcription by RNA polymerase II. Gene Ontology annotation, molecular function: zinc ion binding; DNA-binding transcription activator activity, RNA polymerase II-specific; RNA polymerase II cis-regulatory region sequence-specific DNA binding.